AUAAACCAAGGAGUCGAUAUGCUGUGAAUAGCUCUAGUGACACCACAGAAGAUCAAGAUGGGGACUCCAGAGACCAAUGUCCUCUAACUGAUGAGCAAUUGGUUUCGGGGUUUUCGGAUGUCAUCUUGGCAACAAUUUUGGCUACCAAGUCAGAUAUGUGUGGCAAAAAGUUUGAACUGAAGAUUGACAAUGUUCGCUUUGUUGGCCAUCCCACGUUGCUUCAGCAUGCCCUGGGGCAGGUAUCCAAAACUGAUCCUUCACCAAAGAGAGAGAUGCCCACUAUGAUUCUCUUCAACGUGGUCUUUGCACUAAGGGCCAAUGCAGAUCCAUCCGUGAUAAACUGCUUACACAACCUCUCCCGAAGAAUCGCCAUAGUCUUGCAGCACGAGGAGCGCCGCUGCCAAUACCUGACCAGGGAGGCCAAGCUGAUCUUGGCUAUUCAGGAUGAAGUGUCUGCCAUGUCAGAAACCACAGAAGGGCCACAGUCACCUUUUCAUCACAUCCUACCCAAGUGCAAACUGGCCAGAGAUCUCAAAGAGACAUAUGACAGCCUCUGCACAACAGGGGUGGUCCGUUUACAUAUCAACAACUGGCUGGAAGUGAGUUUCUGCCUGCCUCAUAAAAUUCAUUACGUCGCCACAAACUUUAUACCCCCUGAAGCAAUUGAGAGAAGCCUGAAAUCUAUCAGGCCAUACCAUGCCUUGUUACUUUUAAAUGAUGAGAAGUCAUUGCUUAAUGAGCUCCCGUUGGACUGCUCUCCUGCCCUGGUGAGAGUAAUUAAAACUACCUCUGCUGUGAAGAAUUUGCAGCAACUGGCUCAAGAUGCUGACUUGGCAUUGCUGCAGGUUUUCCAGCUUGCUGCACAUCUCGUUUACUGGGGAAAAGCAAUUAUUAUUUAUCCCCUGUGUGAAAACAAUGUCUACAUGCUGUCUCCAAACGCCAGCGUCUGUCUUUAUUCUCCAUUAGCAGAUGCAUUUUCUUGUCAGUUCCGGGGCCACAACCUGCCAUCGAUGCUUUCCAAGUUCUCCCUCCCAGUGUCACUCUCAGAGUUCAAGAAUCCGCUUGCGCCACCCGUUCAAGAGACUCAGCUCAUUCAAAUGGUGAUAUGGAUGCUCCAGCACCGGCUUCUUAUUCAGCUUCACACUUACGUCUGUCUGAUGGUGCCACCAAAUGAGGAGGAUUUCCGAGCCCAAGAUGAAGACAUGCCCUUUACUGCCAGGGUUGGAGGCCGAAGUUUAAGCACCCCCAAUGCUCUCAGCUUUGGGUCUCCAACUAGUAGUGAUGACAUGACUCUGACAAGCCCUAGCAUGGAUAAUUCCAGUGCUGAGUUGAUACCUGGUGGGGACUCACCCCUAAAUAAAAGGAUGACAGAGAAUCUCCUAGCAAGCUUGUUGGAACAUGAGCGGGAAGCUAUCCUUAAUGUCCCUGCUGCCCAAAAUCCAGAAGAUCUUCGCAUGUUUGCAAGGCUGUGCACUAUUUCCGAGGCCGGCACCAUUUGGAAGAGAUCAUGUACAACGAGAACAUGCGUCGCUCCCAGCUGCUGAUGCUGUUUGACAAAUUCCGCAGUGUGCUGGUGGUGACCAGCCAUGAGGACCCCGUGAUUUCAGUUUUUCAGUCUCUCUUAAAGUGACUCCACCGGCAAAGGACGGGAACCUGCUACUCUCCAUACUGAUAGCCCAAAAGACGCCUAAAACCUAAAGGAGGUGAUUUCAAAUCCCUUCUUGCCCUGUGACGUAGAGCAGGUUCUCGAUUUCUCACCUGCUCCGCGUGGUGACAGCGGAGGACGGUCUGCACGAGGGCCCUGGGGCCUGCUGCAGGACAGCAUGCGCUUGCUUGGUCUGGAUUCCGGCUGCACCGGUGUAACAGCACGGGAAAACCCUUCCCUGACCCUGCUCCUUCCCCAGGGCUUGUGAGAGCAGGCCAAGAUUUCCAUGGCAGUGUUACUGACAGUACCUCACCUUCAGGUGGACGCUGGCGCAUCAGAAGUGCUUUCUCUGCUCUCCAACAACGUGACUGCUGGGUCAUUCAGCCAUGAGCGCCAUUUGUGAGCAGCCCAUCCCCAUGGCAGAGCAUGCAUGGGCAGAGCGGAGCUGGCCUGGCUUCAGGGAAAUGUCCCUGGGCGCUGAGGAAUUCUGUUUGAUCAUCGUUAUCUGGCAGCAGCGAGGACAUAGCCUCCAGAAAGAAAUGCUUUGUUAAAAAUCACCGUAUGACUGCAUGAGUAUUUUGAUGGCCAAACAGAAACAUCUUUCGAGAGUCAUUUGAAAAAUCUCUAGAACUGAUUUCUCCUGAAAUCAACCUCAGGUUUUCCCCUAAUUCUCAUGUCAUUCGGUAUAAACUUUGCUAACAUGCAUCCAGGUCAAAAUUGAAAUGGCUUAAGAUGAGGUCAAUUUGUGCGUGCUUGAAAACACCAGGGGAGCCCCCAAAGACCUUUCCCCUUCUCCGCUGCUCCAAUUUGCUGCAGCAAUGCCAUACAGUAUUCCCAGAUGUAAACCCCAACCACUCACAUUAAACAAGUUGCUCUGCUGUCCUGAGAUCUGUGUGCACGUCUAGACUUGUCCUGCUCCUCCCCUCCAUCUACAGGAAGAUGUAACAAAACUGGAAGAGAUUCAGGGACAGGCAACCAGGACGAUCAACAUUAUGGACUAGCUUUGGAGCAAAAGCCUAAGGAAGGAAUAACUAAGUAGACUAGAAACCAUCAGCUUGGAAGGCAGCUGAGGAGGGGAUAUGAAAGAUGCCAGAUCACAGGAGACAAAAGAUGAUAUAUGGGAAUAGAUGCAGCCACCCCAUGGUCUCCACUGUUAAACUCCUGGUGCUCUGCAGCUUUGCGCUGCCAAAAUCCAGGAAAAUACCGAUGCAGCUCUGGGACGUCACUGGAGAUGUGCCCCUUUGAAAGGAAAAAGCAUUUAGUGUUCUCAGUAAUUUGUGUUCAGUUUUCCCAAGCGACACCUUCAGAAAUAUGUUCAUGUUCCUUUUACAGUCUCCUGGUCAAGUCACUCAGGUUUUCGCAGCAUUCCCAGGGAGACCCUGAAGUACUCAGAUAUUUUGCAUCAUAUUCCCUGCACAAAGAUGAUGAAACUGUACGUAAUCAUCAGAAGUUCAUGCUGUGAGCAUAAGCUACUAAGAGGGACCAAGCUAUGCCACAACAGACUUUUUUUUUUUUUUUUUGUCAGUGUUUCCUUGUGUUUCAUGCACAGCCACAGCGAGAUUCAAAACAAAGUUUCCAAGAUCUGUCCCAUAUCCAGAAAAUAAAAUGUAUCUGCCUUCUACCCAGGUGCACAAGUGCCACCAUGAAAGAGAAAUUCCUCAAUCCUUCCCUCAGACUAAACGACAGGACAGGCUUCUCCAUCUGUUACAAGAUGGGAAAAGCAUCUCAGGUACGAUUCGUCCUCAAAUCCUUCCUUUCAACACAUCUGCGCGUGAGCAAAUACACCGAAGGAGUAAAUCCUACUUACGCAGCUGCAGCUGCGAUACACAACGUGCACAGCCACGCUAUUUACUUCAGUGCCUUCCUGACAAAGCUGGUGGUGGCAGCUGUGCUUGGGGCCCGCAUAGCUGCAGGUACGACAGGCUAACGGGGAGUAAGCCUGUAACAAAAAAUCCGACUAAGUCCCUCACAACAGCGAGCUCUUUAACUGAUUUGCUACAAAACUAAACACAGGUAUAUAAGGGAAAAUUUUAAAGAAGUCUUUCUAGAAUUCAAAGGCUAAGCAUCAUCUUUUUUACUAAAAAUUAUUAUUCCUGAUAUUUCAAACACUAAGAAUCCCAUCCUGAAUAAAGAACCAUCCUGCUUUCAUUAUCUAAACAGAUUUGACAGAGGCAACAUAAUGAAAUUCGCAUGUGUUCAUCCACCAGGCUCCAGACCUCCAGCUAGACAGACAGGCUCUUCCCCCGCAGCAGAACCUGGCACUGGUUUUCUGCUUGGCUCCUGUCCAAAGGCCAAAACCUGAGGAUUAAUGGUCACUGUUACAACAUCUGCUUUCCACUUAGGAAUACACAAGCGGUGGUUUUUUUUUUUUUAAGCUAUAUCUUUGAAAUGGCAAAAAAGAAAUUAUUUUUGAGAUUUUUUUUUCUAACAAAUGAGUAUUUAUCUAUGAAAUACCUGGUGCCAUUUCAAGGUGCCUAAUUAACCAAUAGCUUAAUUGCAAGGCAAACACUGUCAUUCAUGCAGGAGAGAAAACCCCCAGGUUUUAGAAGUAAUGCUUGCAUGUUAAGAAGAGCUGUGGAAGGAGAGUCUCGGUGAAUUCCAGAAUCAUUUGAUUAGGGGUUGAUUAUAUUAUCUUGAGAAUAAUAAAAGAAGAUUGAAGAUUCUGUAGCAGUCUGGGUAUUUUGAUUUGGUGUUGGUUUUUUUUUUUUGAUUUUAAGAUACAGCACAGCAGCUAAAACGCUCCUGCAGGGACUCCUUGCUUAAGUUUAGGACAUC
This is a messenger RNA of Egretta garzetta (little egret), 4420 nucleotides long. It is a transcript of the gene NPRL3, whose product is annotated as NPR3 like, GATOR1 complex subunit. Bases 156 to 1544 code for a protein of 462 amino acids. The transcript is spliced from 14 exons. Gene Ontology annotation, cellular component: GATOR1 complex. Gene Ontology annotation, biological process: negative regulation of TORC1 signaling; cellular response to amino acid starvation; TORC1 signaling. The record is from RefSeq and is a predicted model, not a curated record. NCBI's taxonomy places the organism in Eukaryota, Metazoa, Chordata, Aves, Pelecaniformes, Ardeidae.